AGCUGUUGUUGUUUGCAGAAAUUGCAGUUUGCAAAAACACGUUGGGCGCAGGCGUCAGUUUUUUGUAAACAUUGUCCGCCCAGCCCAAAAAUGCACACGUCGGCAACAGAGAAAGCAGCAGGCAGCAGGCAGCAGAGGCCACAACAGCAGAAGCAGCACCGCCCCCAAACGCCAAUGAACGCAAAAUCAGCACAAGGACGUGCCGCGAUGACCAGGAAAAAUCGAUAAAAGCACAGACAACGAACGCAGGACAACGGCCGGAAGUGCAUUUUGCGGGUGUGUGCGUGCCUGUGUGUUGGGCGUUGGGUAACGGGCGCAGUAAUAGAAACGGUUAAAAAAAAGGAGCAGCCAGUAUGUUCGGGAAAUUGUGCAAGAAAAAUAUGUGAGUUUUUGUGUCACACCAAAGGACUGAAUCUAAGGAAAGGCAAACAAAAUGGUGGGCAAAGGUUCGAGCGGCCUGCCCGUCGAUAUGGGCACAGGGACAAAGGAACGCCCUGUUUUCAUACCACCGCGUAAGCGUCAACAAACCAAAACGGAGGCCAAAAAGCAAAACUAUGUGGACCACAUAGUCAGUGUGCAGCAAAAUCGACCCAAGCUAUCGCCCUCAAAUCCAACGCUUGAGGAGGAGCUGCUCAAGUCGAAAUUGAUUAUCAAAAAUAAGCAGCCGCUGCCACAGCUGCCGGGGGAGUUGGGUGUGCCGAAUGCGCAGGAUACGAUUGCGAGCACCCAUUCGGCCAGCUCCACACAGCACAGCAAUAAGUCGGCCCGCUCCACCACCAACAUCAAUGAGCUGCAGAACUUCGAGUCGAUCUCGCAGUGCACCAAGUCCACGUCGACGCAACGUGGCCAUGAGAGCAGCACGGUGACGCCCAGCAGCUGCUGCUAUUCGGAGAGCAGCCUGGACGCCAAGAUAAGCAAGAGCCACGACUGCCUCAGCAAUCGGUCAUCGUCCAAGAAGAGGGUCAACAUACGCACCGCAGAUCUGCCCGUGACGGCACGGAAUCAACGCUCAUCGCCGGAUAUAGCCAACUAUGAGGAUCUGGAGUCGGGGGAGACCAGUGUGCUGAACACCUAUGACCAUAGCCUAGAGCGGUAUCAGGCGCGCAAGGCGGCAGGCGAGGGCGGCAACUAUCUGACCAUGACAGGCACCAUCAAGCGAGGCCGGAAGAAGGGCCAGUCCAUCGAUCUGCAGAUCAACAUAAGUCGCGAGGAGCUGGAGCAACUGAAUGCCCAUGCCAUGGCCAAUGAGUCACAGAAGGGUCGCAGCCUCUGCUGCACCUGCAGCUGUGCCAUCGGCCUGCACAUCUUUCUGAUCUCGCUGCUGUGCCUGCCGUUUGUGACGAUCAUCUCGGCGGUGUACUCCUUCUACAUUGGCACCCUCACCUGGUACAACAUGUUCAACUACUACUGUGAGGAGAAGUCGUAUCUGCACAAGAUCUUCGUCACACCGCUGCUCUUUCUGGCCUAUCCGCUGGCCAUUGUCCUCUGCACCUUUGGGCUGGGCCUCUACUCGGGCUUCCGGCAAUUGAGUCUGCAGUACAGCAGCUGGGUCAACGACAUCACGGACAUUGAGAAGGGCUUCUAUGGGUGGCUGUGCGGCUUCCUGCACAUGCCCGACUGUAGCCCUUACGAGGUGGUCAUACUGACCGACAUUUGUGUGGCGCCGCAGGAUCCACAGCGUCUGCAUAUAAACAAGCCACGCCAGGAGUUAUCCAUGUAGAGGGGGAAAUCGUCGAAAAAUGUGUGCCAGAAAUCGAUUUAAUUAGGAUUUACUGGACUACGCAACCGGCGAUUUCCAAUUUUUCGACCAUGAGUGUGAUAUAAAAAAAAAACGUAAUUACUUUUUGCAGUAAACGAACUAUGUAUGUAUGUAUGUACAUACAUAUCUCUGAAGUCUACUCGUACGACACAAACUUAAGUUUCCUUUGGCCAAAUUUGUUCCUUUUACUUACAACUACAUAUAUGUAUGCAAUUGCUGCUUUAGAGAACAGGAAUAUAUAGGUAUAUAUACACCACAUAUACCCCCAUAGAUAUCAAAGCUAACACAAAACAUAAUCCAAGCCCUAUAGAGACUAGCAUUUAAGUUAACUAGAAAGAGAAACGUUUAACACUCGCACAGAAACAACAAACCCUCAAGUUUUAAUCGGUGGAAAAUAUAACCUUGCAAAUCCAACAGAUCCAUAAUAUAACCAUAAUGUACCGUAGAAUAUAUGUGUGUAAUUGUUUUAUGAAUGAAUUGCUCAAAAAAAGGUUAGUGUCAUUCUGAACAGUUGUUAAUUGAUUUACAAAAUUUACUAACAAUAACAAAAACUACUAUUAUCUCGUGCUUAACGAACUGUAAACUAAUUUUCCAACCCCCACAAUUACAAAGCAACGCUUUUCGAAUUAAGUUACUAUUUUUAGUACAAACAAA
Messenger RNA from Drosophila subobscura, 2413 nucleotides. RefSeq lists its product as uncharacterized. Bases 434 to 1720 code for a protein of 428 amino acids. Lineage: Eukaryota; Metazoa; Arthropoda; Insecta; Diptera; Drosophilidae. The record is from RefSeq and is a predicted model, not a curated record. The transcript has 2 exons.